Molecule: messenger RNA, 2091 nt
Organism: Seminavis robusta
Lineage: Eukaryota; Bacillariophyta; Bacillariophyceae; Naviculales; Naviculaceae
Source: the annotation of a GenBank genome assembly
AUGAGUGCUGAAGACCAAUUAGUGAUGCUUCAUAGGAUAAUGCAUGCUUCGGAGCUCAAUAAUCUAGGUGUUUCGGACCUCAACUCUGGAAACGUUGAGAUGGGCGCCAAGUACUUUGCCAGUUCGGUCGAGUUGCUCAAGGGAAUGCCUGGGAUACCCCUGUCUCCUACCGGUACAAGGGACCUCAGCCGUCGCCCUUGCGUGAAUAGCAACAGCUCUAAAAUCUCGAACUGUAGAUCUACUUUCCAACGAGAAGACUAUGAUGAAGGAAUGGAUGUCUACUCCAGAGUAAUGAGUACCGGCAUCAGCAACAACAGCAAGAACGACCAAGACAGCUUGGAACCACACCACGUCUUGGCCGUUGCACUCUUCAAUCAAGGCAUUUGUCAUGGGAAACAAAGAAUGGAGAAGGAAGCCCACAAUCUAUUCUACGAAUCAUUAUCACUCUGGCAGAGUGGUAGAUACUACAACUCGGAAUGUCAAAGACAUGGAAUCAUCGCCGCUAUGCAUAACAUUGGCCGCAUUGAAUAUCGGAAUGGACUCUACCACGAUGCCAUUAGCACCUAUACAAGAGCCCUCGAAUUCUGCGAAAAGCCUAAAAUGGGGAGACAACAGUUCGUUCUGGCAAGAGCAGCGACACUCAACUGUCUCUCCGUCCUCUACUUUCACAUACCAAAGGCGGAUGCCGGGCGUGCACUGGCGUUUUGUAGAAUGUCGCUCGACGCUUACAGAUCCGUGCACGGACCGGCCGCAGUGACACUUGAAAUUGCUUGCGUCCUAAACAAUAUCGGUCGAAUCCUCUUUCUACGGGAAGAAUUCAAAACGGCAAUACCAGUGUAUACCGAAGCGCUUUCCAUGCGUUGUCGGCUGCUCGGAGAGGAUCACAUGGAUGUAGGAGCUACAAUCUUCAACAUUGCACAAACUUCUCAUGCCCUUCGAAACUUUGAUCAGGCGCUGACAUUCUACAACAAGUUCCUGGCGAUCGCUCGAGGACACCUCGGAAACAAUCAUCGUGACAUUGUUGCCACGAUAAAGAAUAUUGCCGAGGUGCAUCAAGACCUUGGCAACCCAAAGGAAGCAAAGUUCUUGUACGAGCAAGCCCUUGAAACUGGAAAGGAUUGCUUGGAAUCAUGCCAUCAGGAGGUUGCCGGAAUCUUGAACAAACUUGGCAAUCUCAUGUAUGAGCAAGGGAACUUCGACGGAGCGUUGGAAGCCUACGUGAACGAGCUGGAUAUUGAACGGGCGUGUCUGGGCGACUCCCAUGCCAACGUUGCCAUUACAUACACCAACAUUGGUCAGAUUUACAAGCGACGUAAGGACUUCCCAAAAGCUUUGGUCAUGUACACACAAGCAAUCAACAUUCAGCAAAAGUACAUGAAAGAGCCCAACGCGGAUGCAGCAGCCACCUUGUCUUCCAUUGCAUACAUUUAUUCGCAAACUCGUCGCCUGACGGACGCGUUCAAUUUGUACCAAGAAGUGCUCUGGAUUCAGCGAGAAAGUAUUGGGGAAAAGAGCUUGGAGGUAUCGUCUACGUUGACUUCCAUUGGACUCGUGCUCUUCAAGAUGGAUCGACACGAACUCGCUGUUGAAAGCUUUAAUGAAAGCCUCAAGAUCAGACGGGAAAUAUUGGGACCUGACUCGAAGGAUCUGGCCGUAUGUCUCUUCAAUCUUGCCACUGUUCAUCUCGACCGGGGUGAUGAUGCCAAAGCUUUGGAAUACUACACGCAAACCCUUGCUGUUGAGCAACGUGCUGCCAAAUUGAACCACCGAGAAGUCGCAGUUGUGCUCAAGCACAUGGGGCAGAUCCAUCAAAAGAACGCUAACCUGGAAGGUGGGCUGCGGCACUAUCACGAGGCUGUGGAUGUUCUGAAGCAAGCAGAUGUGAAGGACAAUGAAGAGAUUGCCAACCUGCUAAUCCUCAUUGGGAGCGUUCAUUUGCAGUACGGGCAUGCUAAAGAUGUCGUAACCACUUGUUCGGAGGCGCUACGAUACUUUCGUUUGAGCGGAAAGGACGUGAGUGAGUUUCAUCUCUUCGGAUUCAACUUUUACUCUUUGUCCAAGAUGCACCCCAAGUGCUCCGCGGCUGCAUAG